This is a messenger RNA of Iphiclides podalirius (scarce swallowtail), 834 nucleotides long. NCBI's taxonomy places the organism in Eukaryota, Metazoa, Arthropoda, Insecta, Lepidoptera, Papilionidae. The record is from the annotation of a GenBank genome assembly.
AUGGCGAGCAUAUUUGAUAUCGCAAAGGACACAGUGCUGUUCCUCCUAUUGUCCUGUUACUACAUCCUCGAGUCGCUCUUCUGGACCUUAGUGCCUAAUGCUAUCAGGCCUUUGAAGAGCGUCAAAGGAGAUGUUGUCCUGGUUACGGGCGGCGGCGGCGGGGUCGGCCGCCAUCUUGCUAUGAAACUAGCGCGUCUCGGUGCCAACGUCGUCGUGUGGGAUAUCAACGAGGACGCUUUACAGAAAACUUGCAGUAACAUAAAGGACGAAGGUUAUGAAGUGGCAAGUUAUAUAGUGGAUCUGGCAGAUCGCGCCUCUGUCUACGCGACUGCUGAGAAAGUUAAGAAAGAGGUAGGCAAGGUGGACGUGCUGAUAAAUAACGCUGGGACUGUCUUUGGUGAAACUUUGUUGGAACUGAGUGAUAAUGCAAUAGAAACUACGUACAAAGUCAACAUCCUUUCGCAUUAUUGGACAGUGAAAUCGUUCUUGCCCGACAUGAUCAGGACGGGCAAGGGACACAUAGUGACGGUGGGCUCGGUGGCCGGACUGCUGGGCACUUACCGAUGCACCGACUACAGCGCUACCAAGUUCGCCACCGUCGGCUUCCACGAGAGCCUGUUUACCGAGCUCAGGGCGCACGGCCACAAUACGAUCCACGCGACCCUUGUAUGCCCUUACUACAUCAAUACGGGCAUGUUCGACGGCGUCACUCCACGUCUCAUGCCCAUGUUGGAGCCGGACUACGUGGCGGAGACCAUGAUAGACUCCAUCAGAAAGAACGAGGUGAACUGCAUUAUGCCGGGAUCCGUUAGAUAUCUUCUACCGCUGAAGUGG